AUGACGUCUAUUAGUGGAUCUCACUCUGUAGCUCGCAGACUAAUGACGUCAGGAUCUCACUCUGUAGCUAGCAGACUAAUGACGUCUAUUAGUGGAUCUCACUCUGUAGCUCGCAGACUAAUGACGUCAGGAUCUCACUCUGUAGCUCGCAGACUAAUGACGUCAGGAUCUCACUCUGUAGCUAGCAGACUAAUGACGUCAAUUAGUGGAUCUCACUCUGUAGCUCGCAGACUAAUGACGUCAGGAUCUCACUCUGUAGCUCGCAGACUAAUGACGUCAGGAUCUCACUCUGUAGCUAGCAGACUAAUGACGUCAAUUAGUGGAUCUCACUCUGUAGCUAGCAGACUAAUGACGUCAAUUAGUGGAUCUCACUCUGUAGCUCGCAGACUAAUGACGUCAGGAUCUCACUCUGUAGCUAGCAGACUAAUGACGUCUAUUAGUGGAUCUCACUCUGUAGCUACCAGACUAAUGACGUCAGGAUCUUACACUGUAGCUCGCAGACUAAUGACGUCUAUUAGUGGAUCUCACUCUGUAGCUCGCAGACUAAUGACGUCAGGAUCUCACUCUGUAGCUAGCAGACUAAUGACGUCUAUUAGUGGAUCUCACUCUGUAGCUCGCAGACUAAUGACGUCAGGAUCUCACUCUGUAGCUAGCAGACUAAUGACGUCUAUUAGUGGAUCUCACUCUGUAGCUCGCAGACUAAUGACGUCAGGAUCUCACUCUGUAGCUAGCAGACUAAUGACGUCUAUUAGUGGAUCUCACUCUGUAGCUCGCAGACUAAUGACGUCAGGAUCUCACUCUGUAGCUCGCAGACUAAUGACGUCAGGAUCUCACUCUGUAGCUAGCAGACUAAUGACGUCAAUUAGUGGAUCUCACUCUGUAGCUCGCAGACUAAUGACGUCAGGAUCUCACUCUGUAGCUAGCAGACUAAUGACGUCUAUUAGUGGAUCUCACUCUGUAGCUACCAGACUAAUGACGUCAGGAUCUUACACUGUAGCUCGCAGACUAAUGACGUCUAUUAGUGGAUCUCACUCUGUAGCUACCAGACUAAUGACGUCAGGAUCUUACACUGUAGCUCGCAGACUAAUGACGUCUAUUAGUGGAUCUCACUCUGUAGCUACCAGACUAAUGACGUUAAGGAUCUCACUCUGUAGCUAG
Messenger RNA from Physella acuta, 1158 nucleotides. RefSeq lists its product as uncharacterized. Lineage: Eukaryota; Metazoa; Mollusca; Gastropoda; Physidae. The record is from RefSeq and is a predicted model, not a curated record.